ACAUGGCGGAAAUUCAGAUUUGUCAACGUGGGGAGGAAGAAAGGCGCUGCGUUCAGAAUGAAGCAAUGUGAGUUAGGGAAUGAAGUGGCAGGGAUGGCGGACCAAAAGUUAACGGUACUCUUCAAACUUUCAGCAGCGGUUUUUUAUGGAAUCAGCUCUUUCCUUAUAGUUGUAGUGAACAAGAGCGUUCUCACUAAUUACAGGUUCCCCUCUUCAAUAUGUGUUGGCAUUGGGCAGAUGCUGGCAACGGUUGUUGUGUUACGGGUGGGAAAGGCCCUCCGAGUGAUCACCUUCCCUGAGUUUGAUGGUAGCAUACCAAAAAAGACGUUUCCGCUACCUCUUCUAUAUGUGGGAAAUCAAAUAACAGGACUCUUUGGAACAAAAAGACUUAAUCUGCCAAUGUUUACAGUAUUGAGGAGGUUUUCUAUUCUCUUUACAAUGGUGGCGGAGGUUAUCUUGUUAAAGAAGAAAUUCUCUCGACCAGUUCAGCUGACAGUAUUUACUAUGAUUUUAGGGGCCUUUGUAGCUGCAAGUGCUGACUUGGCAUUUGACCUGCAAGGGUACAUGUUCAUUUUAAUGAACGAUGUCUUAACUGCUGCCAAUGGAGCUUUUGUGAAACAGAAACUUGACUCUAAGGAGCUUGGGAAGUAUGGCCUGCUCUAUUACAAUGCUUUAUUUAUGAUACUCCCAACUCUGCUUUUAGCACACAUCACUGGAGAUAUUGACAAGGCUUUCGAUUAUGAAGGCUGGUCAGAUGUGUUUUUUAUGAGUCAAUUUAUUCUCUCUUGUAUAAUGGGGUUCAUUUUAAUGUACUCCACUGUACUUUGCACUCAGUAUAACUCUGCGCUAACUACUACCAUUGUCGGCUGCUUAAAGAAUAUAUUAGUGACAUAUAUUGGAAUGGUGUUUGGUGGAGAUUACAUUUUCUCAUGGACUAACUUCAUUGGUCUGAACAUCAGUAUUGCUGGCAGUCUGGUGUAUUCCUACAUUACCUUCACAGAAGAGCAGACCAACAAACAGAGUGAGAAUGCAAACAAGCUAGAGGUCAAAGGGAAAGUGGCUGUAUGACCAAUGGUUGGAUGCUGCGAAGUUUUUUUGUAUUUCUUGCCAGAGAAAGUAGGCAGAAGUCACUCCUAGGAUUUUUUGGUUUGUUUUUGUGAUAUGAAGAAGA
Pimephales promelas (fathead minnow) is the source of this 1171-nucleotide messenger RNA. It is a transcript of the gene slc35d1a, whose product is annotated as solute carrier family 35 member D1a. The record is from RefSeq and is a predicted model, not a curated record. Lineage: Eukaryota; Metazoa; Chordata; Actinopteri; Cypriniformes; Leuciscidae.